Messenger RNA from Theobroma umbraticum, 1173 nucleotides. RefSeq lists its product as uncharacterized. Gene Ontology annotation, molecular function: DNA-binding transcription factor activity; DNA binding. The record is from RefSeq and is a predicted model, not a curated record. NCBI's taxonomy places the organism in Eukaryota, Viridiplantae, Streptophyta, Magnoliopsida, Malvales, Malvaceae. Gene Ontology annotation, biological process: regulation of DNA-templated transcription.
ACCUCGGCUACUCGAACGUUCGAUUAAAGGAAGAAAUCAACUGAUCAAUAUGGGGGCUCCAAGUAGUUCUAAUGGAGUGCGUGGCAGAAAGAAGUCAUCAUCCAGAGGACACCAUAGAUUCGUGGGAGUUAGGCAGAGACCAUCAGGGAGAUGGGUGGCUGAGAUCAAGGACUCCUUGCAGAAGGUCAGGCUUUGGCUUGGAACUUUUGAUACUGCCGAGGAGGCUGCUCGAGCCUACGAUGAUGCUGCUCGGGCCUUGCGUGGGGCUAAUGCGCGCACCAACUUCGAGCUACCCCAGUCAGCAUCAAGUACGUGCGGCAACCGCGUCUCCUUGGAUAACAUGGAGCCUUUCUCGUUUGAGGAAGUCUGUGGGUCGGGAAGUGAUGCCGAUGGGUUUCUUGGAGCACUCAAGGCCAAAUUGCUUGAUGGCAAAGGGCUCAGAGUCCUAUCACCUGCUAGUUGUGCUGGUUUGCAAUCUAGCGUUGCUUCCAGCUCUCCUCAUAACAACGGUAACGUCAGCAGAGAGUCAGGUGUGACAACAGUUGCACCUCAAGGAAUUGGAAACAUGAACCCUGUUCAGGGUCCUGUAAAUCCCGGUUUUAGCAAGCCCGACCCUGUCGUAAAUCUAGAUCAUGAACAUGAUGAUCAAGUGGCUGCAGGUCAUAUUGGGGUUCAAUGGCAUCAACCUGGCCAAAGCCAAACUGCGUCUAUUGCAAGCAUGAUGUGGUCCAAUGAACCGUCAUACGAAGCGGCAUGGGGCGCACAGAUGAACCAAGUCCCUCCUAAUGGCUUGUUUAAUAUCACCACUUGCACAACUGCAACAUCUACAUGGCCACUUUCCGGGACAACUGAAUCAACAAUGGACUUGUCAUAUUCGGACCAGUGCCCAAUAGAGAUGCAAAUGAAUAUGAAUGGUAAAACAAACAUGCUGAGCAUGCCAAUUUCUCAAAUUGAUGGAACGACAGAAGGUGUUUGGCCGUCAGAGCAGCAGUUUGUGCACUCUGACAACAACGGUUGGAGUGGCGCUAAUGGCUCUUGGGAUCCUUACCUCUAUGUUUCCUCUGUGCUUGGUUGAUAUCAGCCAAUCACAGAUUCAUCAUGAUUAAUGCGAUUCUUUCAUUUUCUAUUUCCAUUAUUAAUUGUACAACAACACCUACUAAUCAUUCUUUACUU